AUGCCCACAGUCCCAGUCUUUAUCGUCAUUCGCAGCACCGAUGCGGUUGCUGACACUCCAACUAUCCGUGUUGCAUCUCUGCCGUUUUGCGAUCCAGUCACGUAUCCAUUCAUCACCGACAUGGGCGUCAUCUGGCAUAUGGUGGCCAAUCCAUUCUACGCUGGACAAGAUGGUAUGGCUAUGAUCACAGCCGAUAUGGACCGUGACGACAAGAGGACGGUCAAAAUCGUUAAUGAUCCACGGUUGGAAAUGGUAGACGCGGAGCGUGAUUUGCGAAGACUUGUGGCUUCAGAACUGGAGGGACUCAUGUUGAUCGGUGGCGUGGAUCUCAAGUACAUCCCCGGUAUGAAUAUUGAUGGCGUCGAAAAGACGGGCGGUCUGGCCAUAAUUGAUCAUGGUUCGGGGCUCAAGCGACAGUGGACCAGGUAUGCAAUCAGACAGGUGGACGCACACUGCCCUGAGGUCGUGCCAGCGCACGGUAGUAGAAACUUUGAAGGUCCGAGUAACUAG
Molecule: messenger RNA, 510 nt
Organism: Alternaria hordeiaustralica
Lineage: Eukaryota; Fungi; Ascomycota; Dothideomycetes; Pleosporales; Pleosporaceae
Exons: 1
Coding region: 1-510 (169 amino acids)
Source: RefSeq, a predicted model, not a curated record